Molecule: messenger RNA, 2306 nt
Organism: Paramormyrops kingsleyae
Lineage: Eukaryota; Metazoa; Chordata; Actinopteri; Osteoglossiformes; Mormyridae
Product: dickkopf-related protein 3-like
Biological process (GO): multicellular organism development; negative regulation of canonical Wnt signaling pathway
Cellular component (GO): extracellular region
Molecular function (GO): co-receptor binding; receptor antagonist activity
Source: RefSeq, a predicted model, not a curated record
AUGCGCCCUUCACACUAAGGUUAAAUUGUCCCUCUUCCCAGGGAUACACGGGCAGCGCGGCUGGAGCGAUCAUUUCAUCAGCCGCCCCGUCAUCCCUCGCAAAUGCGAUUUAUUAUAUAUUAUAGAAGAACUCUGAGUGUGCAUGGGUGUAAUCUUAAUAUUUUCCUGUAAUAUCCUAAAACUUGCUUUCAGAACUGCACUUCUGUAGCACUUCUGUCUUUCCCCUAACAGCUCAUUCUUCUCCGGGGUGUUGCACGCCGCAUCUCGGGCUUUUCUGCAGGAUGCCCGCUGCCGCAGUAAGUCUGGCGCAUCUGGCCGCGCUGAUCCCGGCUCUCCUGCCGGCUCGCGGCUUCCCUGCGCCAUCCAGCGCCGGCGUGUUUCGGGAGGUGCAGAGGCUGACUGAGGACCCGCCACAUAGACUGGAAGAGCCAGCCAAACAGAUUGACAAUGCCAGCGCCAAAUCGAUACGAUACUCGCAGGACCUCCCACCUAGUUACCGCAAUGAAAGUGUUUCUGACAGCAGAGUUGGAAAUCUUUCGAUUCACACUAUGGAGAAGUUUGACAAGGUGAUGGACAAUAGGAUAGACACUGCAGAUGGCCCCAGAAACGUCACCCAGGCCACCCUGCACAGAAAUGUCAUCCACCAUGAGUGCCGGGUGGAUGAAGAUUGUGGAACUGACUGCUACUGUCUCUACAAGAUGCUGCGAUCCCAAUGCCUGCCCUGCAAGACUGCGCAGGCGACCUGCACCAAAGAUGAAGAGUGUUGUGGUGCCCAGCUGUGUGUGUGGGGCCAGUGCACUGAAAAUGCCACCAAGGGCACAGCAGGCAGCAUCUGUCAAUACCAGAGUAACUGCAGUGCUGAGCUCUGCUGUGCAUAUCAUGAAGGCCUCCUGCUCCCCGUGUGCAUGGGCCGGCUUCUGGAGCAACAGCACUGUCAUACUCACUCCAACCACUUGGUGGCGCAGUUGAAUUGGAUCUCGGCGGGAGAAGGUCCCUUGGAUCAGUGCCCCUGUGCAGCUGGCCUGUGGUGUCAGUCCCGUGGUCAAGGCUCUGUGUGCAUCCAACACCAAAACUCCUCCAGUGAAGAAGACCUGACCGAAUCCCUCUACGCCGAGAUAGAUUACAUCAUCUGAUGCCAAUCCUGCCGAUGGGACGCACCUCUCUGUGUUUCCCAUACAAAUCUUGUCGUCCUCCAUGCCAAGCAGGUCCACACGGCUGUAAUUUCUGCACACCUUUAAGUGGCUGAUGACCUCAGUUAACUGGUUUAAGUAUUAUCUAUUAUUCAUCCAACAGCAAAGCAUGUGAAUUCCUGUCUCUCUCCAGGAAAAUAUCCUGCUGUAUAAACAGGUAAAACAGUGUGUUGCUUUGGAUAAAAGCUUAAGACACAAUGUACACAGAAUGAUGUGGCGUCCCUGUGCACCACACGGGUGUCGGCCUAUAUGUGCUGAAACUUCAGCCUCUGCUUUGCGCUUCCUGUGAGUUCCUGAGUUUUAAUCGCAGCUUCCGACCCAAAACAGAACCCAACCCCCAGAGCCGCAUGGCUGGUUAGUAUGGUAGGUAAUUCACACUGGUAGUUUAGAUAAAUAACAUUUGCUGCUUAAACUCUGUAUAAUCUGUCAAAUAAAAGAGUCUCAGGUUCAAAUGGCCUUUGAAAGUAAAAAAAAAAAUUAGUUAAAAGCGUUAAGUGAAGUUUCCUGGCAGACGCAGGUAUUAGAGAAUAUGUAUGUAUGUUUAAUUGAAUGUUCUUCUGCAUGUGAGUGAAGAGGCUGCAGUUUUUAGUGCUUGUGUAACAUUUCACUGGCUGAUGCUAAGGUUGUAGCGCCAGUUUUGGCAGAAAGCCGUACAGCAGGGCUGCCAAGUUCCCUCCCCGUGUCCCCGCAGGUGUGUAUGGGGACUGCGCCCUGCUCCCUCACCUCCAUGCAGGUCUGUGACCCGUGUUACAGUGGCUGCAGUGCUCUGUAUCUGUCUGGAUGUUCUCUUUGAUGAUGAUAACACCAAAUAUCAAUGACUGGGAGAAACAUCCAGGUCAGAAAAGAUUCAGUAGGUUCAGGUGCUUUGUCUGUGUUUAAGGUGAAGGGUUCAAAGCCCUGGGUUGGCAGACUGGGGCUUGGUAAAACGGGGAGCUGUGCUCAAGGCACCCGAUCAGGCCAGAUAAUAGAUAAUCUGUCAGCUCUUGGCCAGAUGGCAUGGAUGGGAGGUAGGGGAAUGGGGCUGAAUGUUACCCUGACAGUCGGGGUCAACGAAAAUUAACCAGCUGUAUGUGGAAUAGACCAGGAGAACAUAACCUAAGUUAAAGUACAACAAAA